Penaeus monodon (black tiger shrimp) is the source of this 2059-nucleotide messenger RNA. RefSeq names its product sca1 complex scaffold protein scaA-like. The transcript is spliced from 3 exons. Bases 1607 to 2059 code for a protein of 150 amino acids. The record is from RefSeq and is a predicted model, not a curated record. NCBI's taxonomy places the organism in Eukaryota, Metazoa, Arthropoda, Malacostraca, Decapoda, Penaeidae.
AAAAACAGAUAGAUUGAUAAAAAGAUAUAGAGAAAGAUAAAUAAUCAGAUAUAUAGACAGAUGAAUGUAGAUGGAUAAAUACAUAAAGAGGUGAAUAUGAUAAGACUAAGAGAUAAGAGAAAACCAAAAACACUGUAAAACGUGCAUGAGAAACCCCUUUACACCGGCGUUAAGAGGAUGCGGAAUCCGGUGGAACUAAAACAGACGGAAAAAGGCAGAGGAGAAUAAAAGAAUAAAAGCAAAAUCAAGGAUAGGAAAGGGAGAAAGGGAGAAGUAAAAUGUGAGGAAUUAUCUGAGUGAAACAGAACAAAGAGAGGAGGCGAAGAAGAGAGAGGAAAAUAAGGAAUUGGAUGGUGAUAAAAGAGAGAUGAUUUUCAUAUUUGCUCUAAUUAAGGGAUUCUGUCCUGUUUAUAAAUGAUGGGACAAAGGAUGGGGUGAUAAAUGGAGAAUGAAAGAAAAGGGAUUAAAGAUGAAUAGCGAAAUAUUUAGAGUUAAAAUGGAUUACACGAGAACAUUGUACGAAAUGAAAUAUGAAGAUAAUAAGCAGAAAAUCCGAUGAUAAGUGUAAAAAACAACAACAAAAAAACAGAAAACAAACAACAACACACACAAGAUAGAAAAAAAAAUGAGGAAGAAGGAAUGAUAAGAGAUACAAUAAGUAACAAGUUCCGCGCAUCGAAUCCGGUCUUACAUAAGGCGAUGACAAAGGAGAAUCAUAAAGCACAGUCGAACCAAAGUUAGAGGAAGGGUGGAGGUUCACCGAGUGAGGGGAGGGAGCAAGGUGAGACAACCGGUGCGUGCGUGCAUGUGUGCGUGCGUGCGAGGGGACCCGAGGUUACCCCUCAGUGUAGCUCGGGCAGCCGGGCGGUGAGGAAGGUGAGGUGACGACGCUCCGCCGUUCGGAAGUUAGCCAAAGCCUCCAGUGACGCGAUCGGUGGCUUUCGUUUGUUGUUGUUGUUGUUUAUAUUGGAAACCUUUACCAUGUCAUUGUUUUUCCUUAUCGCAAAGUGCCGAAGCCCGUACUUAUGAAUGGAUCUUGUGAAUGAAACUCUGCAAUUAUCGGAGAUCCGUGUGUAGCCAAGACAGAAAGAAUAGUAACGAAAACCAUUGUACGGAGAAACCGGGUAGAUUACCCCCCAGCUGAUUACGUCCUUAUAAAUCUGCGGGUUUUGAUCGUAUAUUUCGGGGAUUAAAAAACAAGACGAAGAGAUAUUAUACAAAAUAGAUAUAUAAAGAGGAAAAAAUCGGAGCGGUUCUAAUAUCCAGGAGCAAUUUUUUUAAACUCUACUACUAAAGUUUGAAUUCCCUGCUAUAAUAGGUGCUAUCACAAAGUACCUUUAUUUUCCUUGGUGAAGUCUCCUCAUACCCUGCCUAAAAUCGAAGUCGUACCAUGAAGACGACACAGAGGGAGAGCCCCGAGGCGUAAGACAGAGUCGAAGAGAAGACUCACGCGCCCACGCCUCUCAGAGCACGCCCACAAUCCUCGAGGACGCCCAUCCGGUCUCGGAAGCGGCCGCCCGCGCGAUCUGCCUCCCCCUCCCCCUCCCCCUGUCGCAGAGGUGAUGGGUGCGGCACGAGGGUCAUGUGAGGGCAUCUAAGCGGCAUCAUGGCAUGCCCGUUCAGCGGCGCCCGCGUGCCCCCCGUGGGCGUAGAUGACGGCGGCGGUGGCGGGGGCGGCCGCGCCGGGGCCGCCAUGGGGCGCGGCGGCUGGGAGCGCGGGACGUCGGUAGAGAGCAGCGGCGGCGGCGGCAGCCCCGUCAGGAGCCUGGGGUCGGUGCAGGAGCGCGUGAGCUCCUACACGCGCAUGACCCGCUCGCCGUCGGCGCCCGCUGCCGUCACGCGCAAGGCGUCGGCGACGGCGGGCGGCGGCGGGGGGGCGAGGUCGCGCCCGCGGGAGACCGAGGACGACGAGCGGCCCCUCCUCACCCUCUCGCGGGACCCCCCCGACCCCCACGCCCCCCUCAGCCUCCAGCACCUGACGGAGGCCGUGUGGUGCUUCAUCACCAUCCCGGUAAGUGACGCGCACAGUGCAGUCCGGGGCAGCAGCUCUGCAGCAUGA